This is a messenger RNA of Rhinichthys klamathensis goyatoka, 2485 nucleotides long. RefSeq names its product platelet-activating factor receptor (gene ptafr). Lineage: Eukaryota; Metazoa; Chordata; Actinopteri; Cypriniformes; Leuciscidae. Gene Ontology annotation, biological process: G protein-coupled receptor signaling pathway; chemotaxis. The transcript is spliced from 2 exons. The record is from RefSeq and is a predicted model, not a curated record. Gene Ontology annotation, cellular component: membrane. Bases 62 to 1117 code for a protein of 351 amino acids. Gene Ontology annotation, molecular function: platelet activating factor receptor activity; G protein-coupled purinergic nucleotide receptor activity.
AGAGCAAGCAUCACAUUCACCGGGAAUAGCCAAGGUAGUGCCUAAACAAGAUACACAUAAGAUGACGACUCCUGGAAAUAACAGCUUUGAGAAUCAAACAGACAAAUUCAUUGACUCAGAGUUUCGUUACACUCUAUUUCCUAUAUUCUACGGUGUUGUUUUUGUCUUGGGGUUGCUGGCCAACUGCUAUGCUCUUUAUGUGCUGCACUAUAUGCGGGACUCUAAAGCUAUGAAUGAGAUUCGAAUCUACAUGACCAACCUGACUGUUGCAGACCUGCUGUUCGUGUCCGCUCUACCGUUCUGGAUUGGCUACUACGUGCAUAACGGUGACUGGAAGUACUCAGAUCCCCUCUGUCGUAUCACAGGCACGUUUUUCUUCAUUAACACGUACUGCUCUAUUCUCUUCCUUACUGCCAUCAGCAUUAACCGUUACUGGGCUGUUACCAGGCCACUGGUGGCCGCCUCUUCUGACUGCUGGAGACGUGGAGCAAUUGUCUCAGCGGCCAUCUGGGUCGUCACUCUUGUGGCAUCGGUUAAAUACCUCACUGAACCUGGAAUCCAAAAGAAUGAGAACAUUUCUCGCUGUUUCGAGGGUUAUCAAGAUAUGAAUAAUACAUCUGGUAUAUAUGCAGUGGCCGUCACCCACUUCAUCAUUAUUGGCUUGUUCUUUCUUGUUUUCACAAUGGUGAUUGUCUGCAACAUAUUGAUCGCUCGAGCUCUUCUGUCUCAACCCAUCAGUCAGCCUCAAGCCAGCACGGGAAAGCGUCCAGGCGGUACCAAGCGCAGAGCUUUGAGGUUGUUGUGUGCUGUCGUGGGCGUCUUUGUGAUCUGUUUCCUGCCCCAUCACGUGGUGCAGGGUCCCUGGACAUUGUCCGUGCUUUACCUGAAUGAUUGGAGCAUGGAGACUCGCCAAAGCUUAAACGAUGCUCACCAGAUCACCCUCAUGCUUAUGGGGAUCAACUGCCUUCUGGACCCACUGGUGUAUUGCUUCGCCACCACAAAGUUCCGCAAGUACAUCCAGGGGCAUUUCACAAAGAUCAAGAGAAACAAACACUGCUCACGCAACACAUUAAGCACAGGAGUGUCCCUGAAGAGCAGACAUCAGAGUGAAUUCUGAACGCUGCCGAAGAGCACAUGCUGAUAUUUGGUGUUCAUUUUAAUCAGUUAAGAGUCUUAUUCCGAAUUGUUCAUAUUUGAGCAGAAUUUAAUUUCAAUUCAAAAUUAGGUUCUGUUUGGACUUUUAAAGGGUUUCUCCCAAAAAUGAAAAUUAUGCUAUCAUUUCCUCAUCCUCAAGUCGUUCCGAACCUGUAUGACUUUCUUUCUUCUGUGGAACACAAAAUAAGACAUUUUGAAAUAUGCCUCAUUGUUUUGAAAGUCAGUGGAAUCCAGUGUUGUUUUGUUGUAACAUUGUUUAAAAAAAAAAAAAAGUAAGCUGGGUAAAUAAUAACAGAAUUUUCAUUUUUGUGGGAACUAUCCCUUUAAUGCAAUCAAAGGAUUGGCAUUUGAACUUAGUUGUUCACCUUUCAAUUGCUGCCACUUCCGAGCAACUUUUUCAAACAAUAGAGUAUUUCAAGCAUGAUUAUUCAACGUGUAUUGAUAAAUGCUUCAUACACUGAAACAUUAAGCUUUUAUAUUGUGAUUCCUAUAUUGUCAUUAUUAUCUCUUAAAGAGAUAAUCCACCCCAAAAUUAAAAGUUUGUCACCAUUUACUUACCCUGAUGUCAAAACUUUUAUGCCUUUUCUUUUUUCUGAGGAACACAAAAGAAGAUAAUUUGAAAGUCAGUGGCAUUCUAGCAACAUUCAACCCCAUUGACUGAAACAUACUCAACAUAUCUUCUUUAAUGUUCCACAGAAGAAAGAAAGUCAUACAGGUUUGUAACAACAUGAGGGUGAGUAAAUGAUGACAAAACGAUAUCUUUAAAUGUCUGCCCUUGUGUAGGUGGAACUGACCUAUAUAUAUGUGUGUCAUUUAAAGAAUUCUCAUUCUUGUUAUCAUAUAAGGAGGCAGUCUUCUGUAGAACGAAGAAGACGAAUGAGUAAAGAGGAUGCUGGUGGUUAAUCUUACCGUAGUGAGAGGUGAUAAUAAUAGAUUGUGUUUCUUUCACACAAACAGUCACUGGAAAAUUAUUGGUGAAUUAAUGUUUAGAGAUCAUGUGUGAAUGGGACCUUUUCAAAAAUACCGGUAAUCAGUUCUGGCUUUUUUUUUUGGUUGGCCUAUGAGAAGUUGUAACAUUCUGUAAAUUACCAGUAUGAUACUGUGUGUGAACUAAGAAUAUGAUUGCUGGUAUGAGCAAGUAUGAGGGCAGGAUGUGUGAGAAGUCUGCUUUGGGGCAACCAUAAAGCUCUGUUGAGCAUUUUAAUUGUUUUUCUAUGUAAACAUGUGCUAGACGGACAUCUGACCAUUUGCUCCGUGCCUCGUGCUUGAGAACCUGCCUUCAUUUCCCCUUAUCAGUGCUGCGGCUCUGCAGAACAUUUUUGGGCUAACU